Priapulus caudatus is the source of this 1281-nucleotide messenger RNA. RefSeq lists its product as uncharacterized. The transcript has 3 exons. The record is from RefSeq and is a predicted model, not a curated record. The coding region runs from base 210 to 935 and encodes 241 amino acids. NCBI's taxonomy places the organism in Eukaryota, Metazoa, Priapulida, Priapulimorpha, Priapulimorphida, Priapulidae.
AGAGGUCCACAAACAAAUUUCUAAAUUCCAAGUAAAUGAAUGGAACUGAAAGAAAAUAAUUGCCGGUUAAAAUGGCAUAGAAAAGACAUUAGUGUAACAUAAAGCAGUUCGGAGAGGAAUUUUCGCUGGAGAAUCAAGCCAGUUGAUGUAAAUGGCACGACCUGAGGGAUAAUCAUAACCCAUUCAAUCACGCGUCAUGCUCCCGUGACAUGGAGAGAGUUAGUGCCUGCUACUGCUGCCAUGGAAACAGCCCACCGCCAGCAUCGACAAGUUCCUGUCCGUUGCCGUCGGCGAUGGACAUCGACAGCGCCCUGCACGAGUUGGGCAUGCUCAGCACGGUGACGGAGAGCCGGCGGCAGUUCCUGCGCGAGCGCGAGUGCGCGCGAGAGCCCAAGCCCAGUAGCAACCCCAACAGCCCGGCGAAACCCGGUUUCCGCGUGCUGCACAUGAAUUCGCAGUACGUCACCGGGCUGCUCGUCGCGCCCGCCAGCGCCGCCGUUCGGACGGGACGCACAAAGUCGCUGCGCGGACUGAGGGAGCGGAACCGCAACGUCGGCGCCCCCUACGCACGCGCGGACGCCGCUGCGGCAGUGGCGGCAGGUCCUGGCAAGUCGGCGGGAAGAAUGAGGUCCGCGCGGCGGUUCAAGCGGCCGUACCAGGUGCCGUGGCACGACUCGGCGCACACCACCGCUCGCGACGCGUCGGCGCCGCCGCCCGUCGAUCCGCCGCCGCCGGCGAGGGAGCGUAACAUAUCAGAGUCGUCCGAGUUGCCGCAGUGGGAGCCGGCCGGCUUUGCAAGGUCGAAAUCUCUCGACGACCUUCGCGUUGACCUUGGGAAGCUGCUCGAGGUGCCGGCCGAAGGUCGCAGCGUGGUGCGAGACAAGAAAGAGAUCGACAAGGUCUCGCAGCAUCUUCAGAAUUUACAGGUUAAAUAGCGCUCGCGGGGAUAUUUAUUUCGGAGUGGGUAACUUACUAGGGGUUAGUGUUGUUUCGAUGUGAGAGGGGCAUAGAGAGAGCUACAGACAUCUUUAGCAGUUUUUACCUUGUAGUUUACGUUUUAAAUUUGCCUGUGGUUUCUCGGAAAUAGAUCUGAACAACACCGUCUACUUCUAUUUGAUGUUCUAUCGACAAUUUCAUCAUUUACAAUUAUUGUAAGUGUAUGACCAAGUGUUGAAUUUUGUCUACACUUUUCCUGUGUGCUAUAAUAAUGGCCCUGUCACAUCUUGACGAUUUAGCCAGCGUAUGCCGACGUAUGAAAAAUUUGGCGAAUACGCUGGCGUA